AUGGACGUUGCAGCCAAGCCAAAGAUAGCCAAGCCGCGCCUCGGCAGCAAUGAUAAAGAGGGCAUCCCCUUUUGUCUCAUGAAUCCCCGGGUGGCUGGUUUCUGCGACAUUGACACAUUCCACAGCAACUUCAUUAGGGUUGGUAGUCUUGGAGAAUGCCGCCGUGUCCCGACCUCGGUUGACGAGAACGGUCAAGACUGA
Molecule: messenger RNA, 201 nt
Organism: Colletotrichum spaethianum
Lineage: Eukaryota; Fungi; Ascomycota; Sordariomycetes; Glomerellales; Glomerellaceae
Exons: 1
Coding region: 1-201 (66 amino acids)
Source: RefSeq, a predicted model, not a curated record